Clarias gariepinus (North African catfish) is the source of this 2025-nucleotide messenger RNA. Its product is annotated as IgGFc-binding protein-like. The transcript has 7 exons. The record is from RefSeq and is a predicted model, not a curated record. Bases 1 to 2025 code for a protein of 674 amino acids. NCBI's taxonomy places the organism in Eukaryota, Metazoa, Chordata, Actinopteri, Siluriformes, Clariidae.
AUGGAUAGGGUGCGGCGUCUCGGGCUCUAUGUCCCCACUGCAACAUUUGAGGUGGAACAGCUGCCACUCAAUGGCCUAAAGAUGAAAGCAGCUCAUUGUGCCAUUGCUUUUCUGCUUGUCAUUGAAUUUUGGCAACCAAGGGUUGACGCAGAAAAUGCCCCUCCCGCUCAAGUGGGCACCUGUUUGGUUAUGGGUGACCCACAUUACAGCACGUUUGAUGGAAGUUACUACAACUUCAUGGGAAACUGCUCCUACGUCAUUGCCAAAAACUGCCAUGUAGAUCAUCAACAUCCAGCAUUUCAGAUUAACACCAAGAACGAACGCAAGGGCAAUACACAAUACACACUCAUAUCAACCAUCACUAUUUCAGUGUAUGGCACCACAAUUACUUUUAACCGCCUUAAGAAAGGGCUCGUAAAGAUUAAUGCUUCACUUUGCAACUUUCCAGUCUCUUUGAACAACGGUCGUGUGAAACUCACAUCAAACAGCCUCUCAGCUACCAUGAAGACUGACUUUGGCCUGUCAGUUCAGUAUGACUGGAAUCAAUACCUGAUAGUCACCAUCCCAAUAAGCUUUCAAGGAAAAAUGUGCGGUAUGUGCGGGAACUUCAACGGGAAGAAAGAAGAUGACCUUACUACUCCCAGUGGCAGUGUAGCAAGCAGUAUUCAAGAGCUGGGAAGGAGCUGGAGAGUACCACAACUUCCAGGAGAAGCUUUUUGUCAGGAUGAGUGUCCAGGGCAGUGUCCGAGUUGUGAGGGAGCUUCAUGGUUCACCCGCAUGAAUGCAAAGCUUAGCUGUGACUUUGUCACAUUUCUCACAAAAGGACCUUUGCAUGAAUGCAAGAGUGUCAUCAACCCCGAUGUCUUCUAUGACAACUGUCUGUAUGACUACUGCUCUGGCAAAGAUGUCAGCAAUUUCUUAUGUCACGCUGCGCAGAUUUACACUGAUGCCUGUCAACAAGCUGGUAUACAUGUUUACAACUGGAGAGGCCUCAUUAGGUGCCCUAACCCUGCAUGCCCAGCAAACAGUCACUAUGAGUCGUGUGCCUGUCCUGCUACCUGUGAGAAUCGCACUCCAUCUCCUGAAUGCAAAGCAAACUGUGUAGAGGCUUGCGUUUGUAACGCUGGAUACUUUUGGAGUGGAAACAAGUGUGUCCCAAAGGACCAGUGUGGCUGUGUGUACGAAAAUGAUGGUCAUAUUAAUGGUAUCCCAACCAACAUCCCUGUAAAUCUCAAUGAAGGUCAAGUGAUCAUUCAUCAGCAGGGUGUUUUUAAUGUGAUCAUUACCAACUUUGGUCUACGAGUGGCCUUCGAUAUGGUUUAUCAUGUUAUCAUCACAGUACCUGGGACAUACGCAGGAAAGACCUGUGGCAUGUGUGGAAACUUUAACGGUAAUAAGAACGAUGAUUUGUUGUUGCCAAAUGGAGAAGAAACCAAAGAUUUAAAAACAUUUGGAGCGGCUUGGAAAGUGGCUGUCCCUGGAGUUGUGUGUGAUGAUGGCUGCAGCGGUGAUUUUUGUCCAAAAUGCCCUCAAAAUGAAAAACAUGUAUUUGAAAAGGACUGCAGUAUUAUUACCGACCCUAACGGUCCAUUUGCUGCAUGUCACAAAGUAAUCGUCCCUGACUCCUACUUCAGAGAUUGUGUUUAUGAUGUCUGCAUGACUGAGGGAGACGAACAUAUGCUGUGCCACAGCAUCGCUGCGUACAUGAGUGACUGCCAGAACUUUGGCGUCCCGAUUAAAAACUGGAGAACCUCAACAUUCUGUCCCUUAUCAUGUCCACCAAACACUGUCUACGAAAUCUGUGCGAAGGCAUGUAAUGCACCUUGUCCUGGCCUUACUGGUGUAAUGACGUGUAAUAUCCAGACCUGUCUUGAAGGCUGCAUGUGUAAACCUGGAUUCUUUAACAAUGGGACUGGAUGCGUUACAGCAGAUCAGUGUGGCUGUUAUGACAAUGGACACACCUAUAAAGUAAAUAAAAAUACAACUCUGACAUCAAUAAUUGCAAGUAAGCACAAUGCAAUGUAA